Messenger RNA from Lotus japonicus, 2244 nucleotides. RefSeq names its product putative indole-3-acetic acid-amido synthetase GH3.9. Bases 186 to 1985 code for a protein of 599 amino acids. NCBI's taxonomy places the organism in Eukaryota, Viridiplantae, Streptophyta, Magnoliopsida, Fabales, Fabaceae. Gene Ontology annotation, cellular component: cytoplasm. The record is from RefSeq and is a predicted model, not a curated record. The transcript is spliced from 4 exons. Gene Ontology annotation, molecular function: acid-amino acid ligase activity.
GAGAAAAAAAGUGGGUAUAUGAUGGUAAUGAACGGUGUUAAAGAGUUUGACACGGUUUCUUCAUAAGUUCACUGACGCCAUAUAUGAAGCCAAUUUUGCUGUUAUAUAUAUAGGUAGUUACAUUGCUUUUCAAACCUACCAAACCUACACUUGUGUCUCUUGUAACUCUCUUUCUUCUUGUGGGCAUGGACGGAAAGAAAUUGGAGUACAAAGGUGAGGAAGCAUUGAAAGAGAUAGAGAAGCUCACAAACAAUGGUGCUGAAAUUCAAGAAAGCCUUUUGAAACAGAUCUUAACACAGAAUAGGGAAACUGAGUACUUAAACAAGUAUGUGAAGGGAGAUGAGAAAACUGACAUAGCAGAGUUUAAGAGGUGUGUUCCUGUUAGCAGUUAUGAAGAGAUCUUCUCAUAUAUCCAGAGAAUUGCAAAUGGGGAAGACUCUUCUAUCAUCACUGGUCAACCAAUCACAGAGAUGUUAAUCAGUUCAGGAACAUCAGGUGGAGAGCCUAAAAUGAUGCCAACAAUUGCUGAAGAUCUUGACCGCCGUACAUUUCUAUACAAUCUUAUCACACCAAUCAUAUCUAAGUACAUUCCUGGUCUUGACGAAGGCAAGGGAAUGUUUCUCAACUUUGUAAAGUCAGAAAUGUCCACCACCCCUUGUGGCUUACCAGUGAGGACAGUGCUCACAAGCUACUACAAGAGCAAGCACUUCAAGUGCCGCACACGCGAUCCAUGGAACGAUUUCACAAGCCCUGACCAAACCGUCCUCUGCAACGACGUAAACCAGAGCAUGCACUGCCAGCUCUUAGCAGGCCUAAUCCAACGCCACAAAGUCCUCCGGCUCGGCGCUGUCUUCGCCUCCGCAUUCCUCAGAGCCAUUUCCUUCCUGGAAAGGAACUGGCAAAGCCUCUGCGAUGACAUUCGCAGAGGCGAGCUCAGUUCCUUUGUAACUGACCCUGGUUGCUGCUCUGCCAUGUCCUCUGUUCUUUCAUCCCCUAACCCUGAUCUUGCAGAUGAGAUUUCUGAAAUUUGCAGCCACAAGUGUUGGAAGGGGAUUUUACUUAAGAUUUGGCCUAAGGCUAAGUACAUUGAAGCUGUGAUCACUGGGUCCAUGGCUCAGUAUAUUCCUGCUCUGGAGCAUUAUAGUGGUGGGAAAUUGCCUUUGGUUGCUUCUAUGUAUGCUUCCUCUGAGUGUUACUUUGGGGUCAAUUUGAAGCCUUUGAGUGAUCCUGCUGAUGUUGCUUUCACACUCUUGCCUAACAUGUGUUACUUUGAGUUCCUUCCUCUUGGCCAGAAUGGGACACUGUUGAUGGACUUUGAGGAGGGGCAUGUCCCCAAUGACAAGCUUGUGGAUUUGAAGAAUGUUAAGCUUGGUUGCUUUUAUGAGAUUUUGGUCACUACCUUUGCUGGUCUAUAUAGGUACCGCGUUGGCGAUGUGCUUCAAGUGGUUAGAUUCUACAAUAAAGCUCCACAAUUCCGAUUCAUCUGCAGGAGAAACGUUGUGAUCAGCAUUGACAGUGACAAGACCAGUGAAGAGGACUUGCACAAGAGUGUCACUGAGGCCAAAAAGUUGUUAAAGCCUCUUGAUGCUCUAUUAGUGGAUUACACUAGUUACCCUGAUACUUCAUCAGUACCAGGACACUACAUAUUGUAUUGGGAAAUUCUGCAUUGUGGCUCAAAGGGGUCAGGGGAGCCACUUGAUACGAAUGUUCUUCAGGAAUGUUGCUCUGUAGUUGAAGAGCAACUAGACUAUGUGUAUAGGCAUUUACGCAAUGAUAAGUCAAUAGGACCACUUGAGAUACGUGUGGUGGAGCCAGGAACAUUUGAGGCAUUGAUGGACUUGAGCAUUAGCAAUGGAGCUUCAGUGAAUCAGUACAAAACACCAAGGUGCAUUAAGUCUAGUAAAGCAUUCAAUCUGCUCAAUUCUAGAGUUAAUGCUUCCUUUUUCAGUCCUAGAGUUCCCAGUUGGGGAUCUAAGCUGUGUUGAUAAGUCUUCUUACUUCUCUCAACUUUUGGUCCACAAUUGUGACAUCUGCUUCAACCAUAAGUUGGUUUCCAAAAAAGAAUUUGGCUACCAUCAACCAAUUUUUACUAAUCUUUCUUUGCAAGGGAAAGCAAUAACUUGUAGGAUGAUAUUCUUGCAAAUGGGAUUAUCAAACCAAAUCAAGUGUAAAAGGUGAAAUUAUCAAUACUAGGACUAUUGAGAGGAAAAAGAGGAAGAGUUUUGAUCCUCAAGGAAUAAAAAU